This is a messenger RNA of Rubroshorea leprosula, 1689 nucleotides long. The record is from the annotation of a GenBank genome assembly. Lineage: Eukaryota; Viridiplantae; Streptophyta; Magnoliopsida; Malvales; Dipterocarpaceae.
AAUCCAAACAAAAUGUAGAAGUAUAAAAGAGCAGCCAGGAUCCCCCAAAAAAAGGAAAAAAAAGGGAGCUCCCCAAUACAAAGAAGGUUCAUCUCGGCAGAUCUAGCUCAAACAAUAAGCUAAGCAUAGUUCCUAUUUCUGUUCUCUUUCUUCUUUUCCAAAGUUCCAUAUUCUCCGAAGCGCCUACGAAUCAACGCCCUUUAUUCUAGUUGUCUAUGAUUAUACAUCUCCUUUCUCUGGAGAUUGAAGAAGAUGGACAUGAGCAGUAUUAAUAGCAGUCUAUGCAAGCUUUCCCUUCUGCAGAGGAAGCAACCUGAUGAUUUCUCAUCCCUUGACCAGGUUACAAAUGCCCUGAGAGAUGCUGGUUUAGAAUCUCGUAAUCUCAUCCUUGGAAUUGACUUCACCAAAAGCAAUGCUUGGACAGGUGAGGUCUCGUUCAAUGGUGAGAGUCUACAUGCAAUUGGAGAUACAGAAAAUCCAUAUGAGAAGGCCAUCUCUGUAAUUGGAAAGACUUUGGCCCCCUUUGAUGAUGACAACUCAAUUCCAUGUUUCGGCUUUGGUGAUUCUACCACUCAUGAUCAAAAAGUGUUUAGUUUUCACAAUGAUCACUCUCCUUGCCAUGGUUUUGAGGAAGUCUUAGCUUGCUACAAAGACGUUGUUCCGAACCUAGGACUUUCUGGGCCGACUUCUUAUGGACCAGUAAUUGAUGCUGCAGUAGACAUUGUAGAAAACAGUGGUGGCCAAUUCCAUGUAUUGGUUAUUAUUGCAGAUGGCCAGGUGAAUUUCAAUCCCUCAGUUUCUCUUGUUUCCGUGCAUAUUUGCCUCUAUGUUAUAUUGGUACUGCAGUUUUCAAUUUUGUUCUCUUUUUGGCUAAUCAUGAAGAUCACAAGAAGUAACAAUCCAGGCCACGAAGAAUUGAGUUCACAAGAAGCGAGAACAAUAAAGUCAAUCGUUGAUGCAAGUUCGCAUGCACUGUCAAUUGUUCUUGUUGGUGUUGGUGACGGACCUUGGGAAGACAUGAAGAAAUUUCAUGAUAAGAUUCCUGUUCGUGACUUUGACAACUUUCAGUUUGUUAACUUCACAGAAAUCAUGUCCAACAAUAAAAGUCAAUCGAAGAAAGAAAUUGAGUUUGCUCUUGCUGCCCUAAUGGGGAUCCCCCUUCAGUACAAAGCAACCAUUGAACUAGGUUUACUUGGACAUCAAACUGGAAGGGCAAGAAAAAUGGUUCCAUGCCCUCCUCCAUUACUCUACGCUUCAAGACCCCAGGGACUAGACAGUGAACCCAGCGACAUCUCAUCAUCCACUGUAGAUGUUAGUGCUCAGGUAUGCCCAAUCUGUAUUACAAACGUUAGGGACUUGGCCUUAGGAUGUGGCCACUUGACUUGCAGGGAAUGUGGCCCAAAAGUAUCCAACUGCCCGAUAUGCCGCAAGAGGAUCACCAGCCAUCUGAGGCUGUUUCCUUGACGACUUUGUGUAGGUUGGUUGAAUUAGGCAUGCUAUGGUGUAUUUCGAUCCUUUUUCUUUGUCUUUGUCUUUUUUUUUUUUUUGUUUUUUUGUUUUUUUUUCAUUUCAUUUCUUUAAAAGAUUUUAAUUAUGACGCCUGCGACAUGCAUCCCUUUGUUUUUAUGAAUUUUAUUUUCCCCAGCGAUCUGUAAACUACUUGUAUUUGAAUAGAAAAAGACAAUUUCA